This is a messenger RNA of Arachis ipaensis, 639 nucleotides long. The record is from RefSeq and is a predicted model, not a curated record. NCBI's taxonomy places the organism in Eukaryota, Viridiplantae, Streptophyta, Magnoliopsida, Fabales, Fabaceae.
AUGGCUCCUCGGGUCAAGGGUAAAGGUGUCAAGGGUCAUAGAGGUUCUCACACCACUGUCGCAGCCAGUAUUUCAACCACCUCCACCUCUUUUGGGACUUCGGUUGUGCCAUAUUUUCAGUCAGGGCCACUUAACCAGCAACCGUAUUUGAUGGUACCUAAUCCAGGAUACACGAGUCUUCCUCCACCAAGUUGGCCUACUUCAGGAUGUAUGAGUCCUCCUCCUCCACCCCCUCCUCCAAUUUUGAUUCCUCCUCCGUCUCACAAUUUCAGUCUAUUAGUUGAUUUAGAGACACCUGGAAGCUCUAGUGCAUCUCCUCCAUCAGAGACUGCAUCAGUUCCUAAUAGUGUCACAAAAGAAAGAUUGGUUUCAUAUGGAAAAAUAAGAUACACGCUUGACUCCUUUGGAAAAACUCAAAAGAAGUUAGAAAAGUUGGAACGGGCAAUUGGAAAGGCCAAGAAAGAAAAGCUGAAACAGAAGAGAUGGAAUGAGGCUUAUGUUAGCUAUUAUGAGAAGGUUAGAGCGUCAAGUAGUUCUAGUGCUGUUCCACUACCACCGCCACCGCCGCCACCCUCAAUCUCUUCGGAUGAGGACUAUGAUGAUGAGGAGGAUGAAGAUCACACUGAAGACUAUAGCUAA